Molecule: messenger RNA, 648 nt
Organism: Penicillium longicatenatum
Lineage: Eukaryota; Fungi; Ascomycota; Eurotiomycetes; Eurotiales; Aspergillaceae
Product: sugar O-acetyltransferase
Exons: 3
Coding region: 1-648 (215 amino acids)
Molecular function (GO): acetyltransferase activity
Source: RefSeq, a predicted model, not a curated record
AUGACUAGCUCCAAAGAAUGGGCCAAAAUGCUCCGCGGUGAGCUGUACAUGCCAUGGGAUGAAGACCUCCAGGCCAACAGAACACGCUGCAAGCAGGCAUGUGAUGAGUUCAAUACAGCAGGAAAUGUCUCUCGACGACGAAAGGUUGAACUAUGGAGAAAUAUAAUCGGAGACACUCGUCCCCUCCCACAAGUAAAUCCGGACCCCAAAGAAGACGAAGAACUUUUCGAUGAAACAGAUCCCGUUGUCGAUGGUCCCAUCUCCGUGGACCAUGGUCUGAAUUUCAAAGUGGGAGCUGGCACAUUCCUCAAUUUUAACCUGCUAGUCUUGGAUACUUGUCUUAUAACAAUCGGUGAACGGGUUCUCUUCGGACCGAAUGUUUCGCUUUACGGUGCUAUUCAUCCACUUGAUCCUGCCGUUCGACAGGGAAUGAAGGGACCCGAGGCCGGGAAGGAGAUUCACAUCGAAGAUGAUGUGUGGAUUGGGGGAAGUGUGAUUGUUCUUGCGGGUGUAAGAAUUGGCAAGGGUUGUACAAUUGGGGCGGGAGCUGUGGUAACAAGGGAUGUUCCUCCUUUCCAUUUUGCAGCUGGGAAUCCGGCUCGAGUCAUUAGGCGGAUCGAGAGUAAGAUGAACCCCGAACAGUGCUAG